AUGUCAUCAUCGAAUGUUCCGAUCUUCACUCUUUCCAAUGGAGUACGUAUGCCAAGUGUUGGUCUCGGUACUUGGCAGAUGACCGGAGAUCAAGGAAAAACUGUAAUUCGCAACGCCAUCCUUUCUGGAUAUCGUCAUAUCGAUACUGCCACCUUGUACCAGAAUGAGGAUCAAAUUGGAGACACUUUGGCUGAGCUGUUCGCUGAAGGAGUUGUGAAACGAGAGGAUUUGUUCAUAACUACUAAAGCAUUCUGUCAUGAAGUGGCACCUGAUGUUAUAGAAGAAGCAUUGAGAAACUCAUUGAAAAGACUCCGUUUGGAUUAUGUCGAUCUCUAUUUAGCUCAUAUUCCAGCGGCCACCAAGGAAUGCGGAAAUCAUCGAACUAAUGUGAAGGUUGAGGAUAUUUGGAGAGGUCUUGAAAAGCUCUACGAUAUGAAGCUAACCAAAGCUAUCGGAGUUUCCAACUUCAACGAAAAUCAAAUAGAGCGAAUCAUGAAGAUUCAUAAAGUACCAAUUCAAGCAUCACAGCUAGAGCUUCAUCUCUACCUUCCACAAAAGGCUCACCGUGAGCUUUGUAAGAAGCAUAACAUUAUCAUUACGGCCUACGCUACAUUAGGAUCUCCUGGAAGGAUGUCAGUAGUUGGAGCUGACGGAAACCCACUUUUCGAGAGUACCAAGAAUGCUGCAAGCGAGUUGAACGACAAAAAUGUAAAGGCCUUGGCUUUGAAGUAUAAUAAAACUCCGGCUCAGAUUCUUCUCCGUGCCACUGUCGAGAUGGGAAUCGUUGUGAUUCCAAAAACUACCAAUCCAGACAGAAUGAAAGAGAACAUCAACAUCUUCGAUUUCAACAUCUCCAAAGCUGAAGUGAACUUAUUGGAGGCGCAUGAGAAAUCAAAGCCUGAGAGAUUGUUCUGGUGGCCAAAUGUUGCCGACCAUCCAGAAGAUCCAUUUGCAGUUGAGAGAUCAAAGUGA
Molecule: messenger RNA, 972 nt
Organism: Caenorhabditis briggsae
Lineage: Eukaryota; Metazoa; Nematoda; Chromadorea; Rhabditida; Rhabditidae
Exons: 6
Coding region: 1-972 (323 amino acids)
Cellular component (GO): cytosol
Molecular function (GO): aldose reductase (NADPH) activity
Source: RefSeq, a predicted model, not a curated record